AUGAGCUCGACGUGUGAGAACCACGCUUCGUAUUCCAUGGUUUGUUGUUGGAUGACCUCCCUCCAAGAGUCAUCGAAGCUGACUGGUGAAGAAGUGAUCUCUGGCACUUACUCCUCCAUUCGAAGUGCGGAGGAAGUACGUUCCGAACCAUCCAGCGAGGAGGAUGACACUGAAGAAGAGCUCAACCGUCAAAGGGCAGCUGCCUUUAUGGUUGGCCACUUCCACGUGCCGAAGUCGAGGCACCAUGCGCUGGAGAAGGAAUCGCUGUAUGGUGCGGUGAUCUUGAUCCCUCAGAUUGGACGCUCCUGCGGUUGGCCAUGCGCCCUGAUGUUCGUGACCGUCCGAGUCUACCUGUUGUUCUGUGUGAACUUCUUUCUUCAGUCGAUCCUGCUGGGGGAGAUCGAUCGAGAGCAGAAUGUCUUAGAUUUGUUUGCAGGGCAAAUGUGGCUCUGCGACUUCGGAGCGCCUUUGGAGGAUUGUCCAUCGAGUCCUUCCUGCACCGGUCCUGGGGGGACGCAGGUGGAUGGUCCGAGGCUCUACGAUUUUCGGUCCUGGAGCACCAGGAACUUUGUCAAGGAUUCCUUGAAGAAGAUUUUUCCUGACAGAGAAAGUGAGAUUGACGAGGAGAUCGACCCAGGCGAAUAUGGCGCUGAGAGCCGCAUGUGUCGCUGGAUCGCUUGCUUCAUUUUCAUGCUCAGUAUACAAGAAGAGCUGAUCUUGAUUUGGCGGAUGGCAUGUUUGCUUUAUGAGGUUCCAACAGAAUCGGCGACAUGGAUCCACUUUCGAGAUCCGCGAGAUGAUUUGGUUGGGGACAACUGGCUGGAGUAUGUCGAUGUCUCUGUGGCGGGCAUGCCAUUGAGGUGGAAGAUCAUCAACGGCCUCUUCAUUCUUGGAGGAAAGUUCAUGUUGUGGAAGCUGACCGCAGAGGUUGGCAUCACCUUCCUCAUGGAGACGCAGACCAUCUCCGACUGUAUAGUGAACUCAGUGGCCUUGGCCUUUGUUCUUCACAUGGACGAGCUCAUCUUGAGUACCUUGACCUCUGGGAAAAUCACCAGUUGCUUGGAGAAGUGCAAGGAGUAUAUCGCGGCGACCACGGACACGACGGCGACCGAAGCCUGGCAAUCGCGGAUCGAGAAACCCAUUGACAACUCUUGCCGGGCGAAUCUGACGUUGGGAGUGCCCUGGGAGCUCUUGUUCUCGAUCCUGCUUUGUGCCUGGUUCAUCAACCGGUACUACUCCCGGCACUGCGACUGGACGUGGGAUGGCUGGUGGUACUACUCGAAGCCGAUCUCAGUACCUACUUCCACCUCAUUCACGCCGUGGCAAGCCUUCUUUCCCUCACUAUUUCCAGUGGCCAGUCAGAGCACGACUUACUGGACGAUGCCGCCCAUUUGGCAUGCGGACUGA
Molecule: messenger RNA, 1407 nt
Organism: Durusdinium trenchii
Lineage: Eukaryota; Dinophyceae; Suessiales; Symbiodiniaceae
Source: the annotation of a GenBank genome assembly